Molecule: messenger RNA, 1896 nt
Organism: Coffea eugenioides
Lineage: Eukaryota; Viridiplantae; Streptophyta; Magnoliopsida; Gentianales; Rubiaceae
Product: protein LYK5-like
Exons: 1
Coding region: 1-1896 (631 amino acids)
Biological process (GO): protein phosphorylation
Molecular function (GO): protein kinase activity; ATP binding
Source: RefSeq, a predicted model, not a curated record
AUGAACGAGUAUUUAAUCUGUUUCUUCUUGAUUGUGGGGCAUUUGGCUUCCAGGUUGAAUGGCCAACAACAGUAUUCUGGAAAUUCUGUUUUGAGCUGCAACAACACCGAUAAAAAAGGACCAUCUCCAGCAUUCUUAUAUUCCUGCAAUGGCGAAAAGCAUUUUUGCCCAGCAUUUCUGAUUUUCAGAUCUCAAUCAACUUAUAAUUCAGCCACCGCCAUCUCGAACCUCACAUCUUCCUCUGCAGUGGAACUUGCUCGUAUCAACAAUAUCUCGAUAUCUGGGGUCUUGCCUCAGAGCAGAGAGGUGAUUGUUCCCGUCAAUUGUUCGUGUUCAGGUCAGUACUACCAGGCUAACGCCUCUUAUCUUAUCCAGAGUGACUACGAUACCUACUAUACAAUAGCAAACAACACUUAUCAGGGGCUUUCGACUUGUGAUGCACUUAAACGGGAAAAUCCCUACGAUGCAUUGGACAUUGGACCUGGUAUGACUUUGCGGGUGCCACUUAGAUGCGCAUGCCCUUCAAAAAAUCAGACAAGAAAUGGCAUAAAAUUUUUGCUGACCUACUUGGUUACUUGGAAUGAUAACAUUGCUGAUCUUAGUUACAGGUUUAACGUGACUGCCAGAAGUUUAGCUGAUGCCAAUGGAUUUUCUGAAAAAGAUCCAGUUCUUUAUCCUUUUACAACUAUUCUGAUACCUCUGUCAGGUGAACCGUUUAGUUCCCAACCAACGGUUUAUUCUUCAGUGGAUGCGCCUUCUCCAUCCACUCCUCCUAGAAGGCGCAAGGAGUCCCAAAUAGGGAUUUAUAUUGGGAUAGCGGCUGGAAGCUCUUUUGGUAUUCUCUCUUGUGUCUUGUUUCUUAUCUUUUCCCAUUUCGUGCGAGGCAAAAUUAAUGAAGCUUCUUUGAAGAACAAAGACGGGAACAAGAUGCAGAAUUUACCUGCAAAUAUUCUGGAUAAAAUUGCUGAUUUUGAUCAGGAGCUGAAAAUUUAUGAAUUUGAAGAACUGGAGGCAGCAACUGGAAAUUUUUCCCCACAGAAGAAGCUGAGUGACUCUGUCUAUCGUGGUGUUCUUCGUGGGAAAUUGGUGGCCAUUAAAAGGAUGAGCAAAGAUGUCAGGCGGGAAGUCAAAAUUCUUCAAAAGAUAAACCACUUCAACUUGAUUAGCCUCUAUGGUGUGUGCGAGCGUAAUGGUGUUUACCACCUUGCUUAUGAGUUCAUGGAAAAUGGAUCCGUGAAGCAAUGGCUCAAGGAAAAGGGUUUCCCUGAGAUUCAAAGUUGGAAUACUAGAAUUCGUAUUGCUCUAGAUAUUGCUAACGGGCUCGACUAUCUUCACAAUUUCACUGCUCCAGCAUAUGUGCACAAGGACAUAAAUAGUGGCAAUAUUUUACUUAAUGGUGAUCUGAGGGCCAAAAUUGCAAAUUUUAGCUUUGCUAAGUCAUCUGAAGGAGGUGAAUUUAGCAAUUCAUCGUCUACCACAUUUUUUCCGGGAACAAAAGGUUAUAUGGCACCGGAAUACUUGGAAGAUCAAAAGGUAGGUCCUAAAAUAGAUGUUUAUGCCUUCGGGGUUGUUCUUCUCGAGUUGAUCACUGGAAGAGAUGCCAUAUUUGUAGAAGGUGGCCAAGAUGUUCUGCUUUCUGAAGCAGUAAUCUCAGUCAUGGCUGCCGCAGAUGCAGAAUAUGCUAUUGGAGACCUUAUAGAUCCUUGCCUGCAAGUAAAGCAUCCUAUUGGUUACAUCAUUGAUCAUUCAGAACUUGCUCUUCGCCUGAUAAAAUUAAGUGUAGCAUGCUUGGCUAGAGAGCCGUCAGAAAGACUAACCAUGGCUGAAGUAAUUUCUAGAUUAAUGAAAAUUCAGUUAGAUGUCCAAAAAACAGAAUACUCCUUUUCUAUAGUAUAG